Trichomonas vaginalis G3 is the source of this 246-nucleotide messenger RNA. Its product is annotated as SLEI family protein family. NCBI's taxonomy places the organism in Eukaryota, Parabasalia, Trichomonadida, Trichomonadidae. The transcript has a single exon. Bases 1 to 246 code for a protein of 81 amino acids. The record is from RefSeq and is a predicted model, not a curated record.
AUGCUUCCUCUCUUCAACAAAGUACUUCCUCUCUUCAUUAAGAUGCUUCCUCUCUUCAACAAAGUGCUUCCUCUCUUCAUUAAGAUGCUUCCUCUCUUCAUCAAGGUGCUUCCUCUCUUCAUCAAGAUGCUUCCUCUCUUCUUCAAAGUACUUCCUCUCUUGAUCAAGGUGCUUCCUCUCUUCAUCAAGGUGCUUCCUCUCUUCAUCAAGUGCUUCCUCUCUUCAACAAAAUACUUCCUCUCUUGA